Molecule: messenger RNA, 439 nt
Organism: Medicago truncatula (barrel medic)
Lineage: Eukaryota; Viridiplantae; Streptophyta; Magnoliopsida; Fabales; Fabaceae
Exons: 2
Coding region: 29-424 (131 amino acids)
Source: RefSeq, a predicted model, not a curated record
AGAUGGUCGAGAAUACAGUAGGGCAGAAAUGUUUUCAGUUUCUCAUAAGGACUCCAAAGGGCUAUAUGUCAAUGAAGAGGCCAAGAAAAAAGCUGAACAAUUGCAAAUUGAAAUGCAAAACACUCCUGAGAAUGAAGCAUUUGUCAAAGUGUUUGGAAAAGAACAUCCUGGAUAUGUGCGUUCUAUGGGACUUGGGAUACCACCAUCUCAAAUCUCUACUUCUCACCGUGCUAGAGCGACAUCUUCCUUUGAGGCUAAUGAGAAGAUGUUGAAAAUGCAAGCCGAAAUCGAUUCACUUAAGGAUAAGGCUUCACAAGUUGAUAUCUUGAAGGAACAAGUGGCAUUUUUGAUGCAAAUGCAGAAUUCUAGAGAAAAACAGGUAAAAUUGUAUUUUCACAAGUUUCAUUCUUGUUGCUUGGAUUAGGAUGUUAAGUUUUAG